AUGGCCUCUCCCAGUGAGUGCUCCCACUGCGCCGCGCUUGUCGCCAGUUCGGCCUUGACACGCUCGGCGAGGCGGUUCAGCCGCGUCUUCAGCACUGGGCAGCGAUGCGCUGCCACUGCCUCCUAUGCGCGCUUCUGCUGGAUCAGCCUUUGCACGUGGGGAGCGAGCUGGCGUAUGACCUCCGGCGGACGCGUCGUGGUACUUCCGCCAGAGCCCCUGGAGUUCCGCGUCAUGACUCCGCCAUGUCGUCAACGGCGCCUGGUGUCAUGUCCGGUGGGCCGGUGCAGGGUGUCUCAACAUGACUCGAACGUUCCAGUCGGUGACCCUCAGGUGCGCGCAGGCGGGGAGGUGCCCCCCGACGUGCACAGCACUGGCUGGUGGUCCGACUGA
Messenger RNA from Pieris macdunnoughi, 390 nucleotides. The record is from the annotation of a GenBank genome assembly. NCBI's taxonomy places the organism in Eukaryota, Metazoa, Arthropoda, Insecta, Lepidoptera, Pieridae.